ACCUCAGAGGUGUGCCCAGUAGUGCCAGCAAGUGCCAGAGACAUGAUCCAGCUGAAAAAGUGGCAACACUGGGUAAAAGUCACACUUGACGCCCCCCAAAUCUCCUCUAAACAAUAAACAAUUUUCCAGUUUCCGAAAAAUUGUCGAUGUGUCCAGAAGUUGCCUCGUCUUCUCCUUGAUUGUAAAAUUCCCAUAAGUUCAGAAACACAGUUCGAAAUAGUUGGGAUUGUUCGGAAUAUGAGGAAAGAGUGCAUCACAGGUGUUGUUCAUUGAAAUGUGUGAAUAACCUCCUCGAUAGGAACAUUAUUCAAUCGUUUAUCGAGACAAUCUGGUGAAGUUAUGCUUGAAAAAUGGAGAGUAUGGAGGCAAAGAUCAAUGGGAUUUACUCAACCAGUGGAGUGAAAGUCAUCCCUCCACAUUCAGAGGCUCCAAAUGCCUUCCCCGACAUUCCAGAAGCAGCUCAGUGGUGGAGAGACACUAGUGACCUCGAGGUUCAUCAGUCGCUGGAGGAUCCCAUGAAUUCUGGGAAAGGGGAGGGUUCCUGCGAGGCCGAGGACAGCUCAGACUUGCAGCAGAAUGUGGAGGAGUCCGAGAAGAUUGCUGCAAGGAAGAGGAGGCCUGGAUCCUCUGGCAGCGCCGAGCUCACUGAUAACCGAGGGAGGGUGAAAAAUCCAGAAAAUUGGAAGGUGAAUCUCAAGAAAAAUGCCAGACUGAGGGGCGAGGAGUACGUUGGAGGAGGAGGUAAAAUAGUUCCAGCAAAGGUGAUGGGGCCGCCCUGCGACUGUCGGUCGCGUUGUGGUGACAAAGUUGACGAGGAAAGUCGUGCAAAGCUCCACGAGGUCUUCUGGAAGACCUGCAACUGGGACCAGAGGAAGCAGUACGUGGCCCUCUCAGUGAAGGAGUCGCCGAAGCAUCGAACCCGAGCCCGAGGCAAGGAUCGAACAGAGACGAGAAGACACGUCACCUUCACGUACUCCCUCCUGGUGAACGGCGAGUGCAUCACAGUCUGCAAGCCAAUGUUCCUGUCCACCUUCUCAGUCUCCGAGAAAUUCGUUCGUCACGCCAUGGAGAAGAAGAGGAUCUCCCCCGGGGGAAUAAUCGGUCCUGAUCAGAGGGGCAGGCACACCCCCAAGACGAAGAAGAGUGAGGACGUGAGGAAUCGAGUGAGGGAGCACAUCCAGUCAUUCCCGACGUUCAAGAGUGAAAACCCCAGGGAGAGGAAGAGAUACCUGGAGGCUCAUCUCAAUAUUGCUGCUAUGCACAAACUCUAUGUGCAAAAGUGCGAGGCUGAGGGCGUACCUCAGAGUGAUAUCGUGAAGGAGAGUUAUUACAGAGAGAUGUUCAGGAGUGAAUUCAAUUAUGGGUUCAAGGCACCUCCUGUUUGUGGGGAGAAAAAGUGAAGGGAAUAUUCAGUGAAAAGUAUUGAGUUUUGUUCUUCAUCGAUGGGGGAUUAUUCGAGAGGUGGACUCGUUGGUGAUAAGUAAUUAUUCCUUCUUUCAUUUUCGUGAUGAUCAUUGAGGAGUAAUACGGUUGAUUAAGGAGGAUUCAGUGGUGGAGUGGUGGGACAGGAUUGAUUGAUUUCACUUGAUGUUUAGAUUGUGGGAGUUAUUUCACAAUUUUAUAUCAAAUUGUUUUUUAUUUGUACAGAAAAAUUAGAGAUGCAGAGAAAGUCCUUACGAAAAUCUUGCUUCCAAAUUCGUUACUCAUGUCAAAUUUAAUUUGAUGAUGAAGUUCGAUGGAAGCUACGUCCCAUUUUACCACUUCACUACUGAAUUGACUAUGUGUUUCAACAAUUUGUGAAGUAAAAAUGUUGUAGUGAGCAACUGAAAAUGUUUAAAUGGUCUUAAUAAAAUUAUAAGUUUUUUAAAAUCUAA
This is a messenger RNA of Diachasma alloeum, 1874 nucleotides long. RefSeq lists its product as uncharacterized. The transcript has 3 exons. Lineage: Eukaryota; Metazoa; Arthropoda; Insecta; Hymenoptera; Braconidae. The record is from RefSeq and is a predicted model, not a curated record. The coding region runs from base 351 to 1400 and encodes 349 amino acids.